Messenger RNA from Ornithorhynchus anatinus (platypus), 1943 nucleotides. It is a transcript of the gene ZBTB7B, whose product is annotated as zinc finger and BTB domain containing 7B. NCBI's taxonomy places the organism in Eukaryota, Metazoa, Chordata, Mammalia, Monotremata, Ornithorhynchidae. The record is from RefSeq and is a predicted model, not a curated record. Gene Ontology annotation, molecular function: protein binding; RNA polymerase II cis-regulatory region sequence-specific DNA binding; DNA-binding transcription factor activity, RNA polymerase II-specific. Gene Ontology annotation, biological process: regulation of transcription by RNA polymerase II; positive regulation of gene expression. The transcript is spliced from 3 exons. The coding region runs from base 123 to 1898 and encodes 591 amino acids.
CCCCCCCGCGCUCCCCGAGGCCUGCGGCCGAGCUCGCCCCCCGCCCAGGGGGCAGGGGCCCCGACGGGGGGGUCGCAGCCCCCGGACACCUGAGCAGGCGGGACCCCCUCGGAGAGGCCACGAUGGGCAGCGCCGAGGACGACCUGAUCGGGAUCCCCUUCCCGGAGCACAGCAGCGAGCUCCUCAGCCGCCUGAACGAGCAGCGGCAGCUGGGCCAGCUGUGCGACCUGACCAUCCGCACCCAGGGCCUGGAGUACCGCACCCACCGCGCCGUGCUGGCCGCCUGCAGCCACUACUUCAAGAAGCUCUUCGCCGCGGCCGCCGCCACGGGGGCCGAGCCCGGGGCCGCCCCGACGGGCCCGGCGGCGGCCGGGGGCGGCGGCGCGGGGCCCGGCGGCUGCGGGGGCGGCGUGUGCGAGCUGGACUUCGUGGGGCCCGAGGCGCUGGGCGCCCUGCUGGAGUUCGCCUACACGGCCACGCUGACCACCAGCAGCGCCAACAUGCCCGCCGUGCUGCGGGCCGCCCAGCUGCUGGAGAUCCCCUGCGUCAUCGCCGCCUGCGUGGAGAUCCUGCAGGGCAGCGGGCUGGAGGCCCCCGGGCUGGACGCGGACGACUCGGAGCGGGCCCAGCGCUACCUCGAGGCCUUCGGCGCCGCCGCCGCCCUGGCCAACGGCGUGGGCCCCUCGGGCAGCCCCCCGCCCCCGCCGCCGGGGCCCCCGCCGCCGGGGCCCCCGCCGGCCGCGGCCCGCCCGGUGGUCCGCCGCAGCCGCAAGCCCCGCAAGGCCUUCCUGCAGACCAAGGCCGCCCGCGCCCACGCCGACCGCCUGGCGGCCGAGCUCCCCGCCCGCCCGCCGUUCCCCUUCCCCGAGGAGGAGGCGGCGGGCCCGGGGGUCCCCGCGGACGGCGGCAGCCCCCCCGGAGGCGGCGGCGGCGGGUCGCCCCCGCCCGACGGGCGGCUGGCCUUCGAGGCCUUCGAGGGCCGGGGGCCCGGGGGCGGCGGCGGCCCGGUCGGGGGGGAGGAGGAGGAGGACGAGGAGGAGGCCGCCUACCGGGGGGGCCCCUACGGCGGGCCGGGCGUCCCCGGCGUCCCGCUGUCGCCCGAGGAGCUGGGCUCGGACGAGGACGCCAUCGACGCCGACCUCAUGGCCUACCUGAGCUCCCUGCACCAGGAGGCCCUGGCCCCCGGGGCGCUCGACGGGCCCGACAAGCUGGUCCGUAAGCGGCGCUCCCAGAUGCCCCAGGAGUGCCCCGUCUGCCACAAGAUCAUCCACGGGGCCGGCAAGCUCCCCCGACACAUGCGCACCCACACGGGAGAGAAACCUUUCGCCUGCGAGGUCUGCGGGGUCCGCUUCACCAGGAACGACAAGCUAAAGAUCCACAUGCGCAAGCACACGGGCGAGCGCCCCUACUCGUGCCCGCACUGCCCCGCCCGCUUCCUGCACAGCUACGACCUCAAGAACCACAUGCACCUGCACACGGGCGACCGCCCCUUCGAGUGCCACCUGUGCCACAAGGCCUUCGCCAAGGAGGACCACCUGCAGCGCCACCUCAAGGGACAGAACUGCCUGGAGGUCCGCACCCGCCGCCGCCGCAAGGACGAGGCCCCGGCCCCGCGCUACCCGCCCCGCCCGCCCCACCCGCCCCCGGCCCCCUCGGCCGCCGCCGCCGUCGCCGCCGCCGCCGCCGGCCUCGACCUCUCCAACGGCCACCUCGACGACAUCCGCCUCUCGCUGGCCCGCUUCUGGGACGGGCCGCCCGCCCGGGGCCCCGCCGCCCCCGCCGCCCCGGCCCCCGCCGACGAGGACGACGACGAGGACGACGACGACGACGAGGACGACGAGGAGCGGGCCGAGGGGGCCGCGGGCCCCGACCCCGCCGCGGCCCUGGGCUCCUCCUAAGGGACCGGCGGGAGCCCCCCCGGCCGGGCCGGACGGACCCCGGCC